Messenger RNA from Lolium rigidum, 1712 nucleotides. RefSeq lists its product as uncharacterized. The coding region runs from base 313 to 651 and encodes 112 amino acids. The record is from RefSeq and is a predicted model, not a curated record. NCBI's taxonomy places the organism in Eukaryota, Viridiplantae, Streptophyta, Magnoliopsida, Poales, Poaceae. The transcript has a single exon.
UGUUAUGUUUCUCUUUCCUCAUCAAAGCAAGGAAUGGAAGUCAUGAUACAAGGACCACUCGUUUAUCUCUCCCUGAGAAGAAUCAGGAUGACCAUCCAGAAGAAAUGGCAAGAGUUUUGCGGUGUCUCCUCAGAGUUAGGAGGCAGCUAGAUCGCUCGAGCUCCACCAUGCAUGCAAGCUCAGAAUAUGCAGAGCUGCAGGCAAGCAUAUCCUUAAAUUCUUCGUCACUGCCCGCACCACCUUGAUUAAGUUCUCUCUCGAUCUUCCCUAAGAAACUAAGCAUAGCUCUUGUAUCAUCAUCCCGGUGCAACGAUGAUGGUGUAUGUGCGCACAUGGAUGGUGGUGGUGGCGCUAGUAUGCACGCUAGCCCUGCUGCUGCACUCAGCAAACGCGCAGGCGGCCGCCGCUCCAUCGCUGUCGUCGUCACCGGCACAGAAGCCCAAGUGCGUGCCCGGGCCUGCGUCGCCGUGCCGUGUGGGUGCGUCCUUGCGUGACCCGGAGAACCAGGAGGAGGAGGGGAUAUUCAAUGUGAAGGCGAGGGCGCCAAGUGGUGCGGGAGAGACAGACAGCGACGAUGACUACAGUGACCCCGACCAGCCCAAAGACCCCGACCAGGCUGAUGACGACGACCUUGUCAUUGUCGGCCACUGAUCGAUAAGAUAGAUCGGCCGGUCCGGCAUGACUGCUCAUGCUUGCUGCUAGAUUUCUUUUUCAGAUUAGGGAUGAGCUACUGUUACCUUUAUGGGACUACCAUAAAGGCCACGUAGAAUGUGCAAUCACGUUGUACGUAUUGGUGGGGAUUGAGAUUAACCAAGGUGUAAAACAGUGACCCGUCUUCUAUAUAUUUCUGUGCCCUUUGAUCAAUCUCUGGCUACCAACAUAUUCGGCCCACACACAAUUGGUCAGUAAUAGCUUGUUGUUAAUGUCUUCAUGAGUGACUUUUUAUUUUAUUUGUUGCAACGAAGGGACAGUCUUGUAUCUCAGCGUACCAGAAAAAAUUUCCAGUCUUUUCCAGAUUGUGUAAUGUUUGUGGGUACAGUGUAUUUUACUGAGAACCAUACUGUUAUGAUGGAACCAGCAUAUACUAGAAUAUUCUUUCCGUGAUUAUGAGGUUUGACUAAUCUGUGGUGGAAAGUUUAGUGUGCGCAUGGAAAUGAUAGUUCUUUUGAAAAGCUAUUCCGUGACAUGGAUGAGAUGUAGGCUUUAGUAUAAAUGAUUACGCGAAAGCUUUAAGUGGCCGGAAGAUAUUGCGGAAACUUGUACUAAUCUCUACGAUUGCCCCCACUAAAAAAUCUCUACGAUUGUUGAUUUUCUGAAUGUUUAUUUUGAAAAGAAGCAGCCAUUUGAGAAUAUAAUUAGGUUGAACAUUCCUAAUGUUUGAUCAAUUUCUACCAAGUGCCAACAUACUUACUAGAUUUGCCAUCAUCUAGCAAAUACUGUUUUGAACAUAUCUCAGCUAUUGCGAGAUGAACUUUUGGUUCCUAUUCUAGGCUUGUGGCUUAAGCAAAAUUUGUUACAUAUUUGUAGAAUCUCGUAUUAAUGCCAUAAGUUGGCUGCUAUUUCUUACGUAUCAUUUGGCUAUUUUCAGGCAUGCAACUAACCUCUUUCCAGGCAGAGAACAGGACAAUCUUAUUUUCUAUGUUUUCUGUUAUGAUGAUGUUAGUUGUGAAAUGUUCUUCAGCAACUACCGCUUUGUUUCUAAGAUCUUUUAU